This is a messenger RNA of Sinocyclocheilus grahami, 2807 nucleotides long. RefSeq names its product hormone-sensitive lipase-like. Bases 37 to 2688 code for a protein of 883 amino acids. The record is from RefSeq and is a predicted model, not a curated record. The transcript has 14 exons. Gene Ontology annotation, molecular function: sterol ester esterase activity; triacylglycerol lipase activity. Lineage: Eukaryota; Metazoa; Chordata; Actinopteri; Cypriniformes; Cyprinidae. Gene Ontology annotation, cellular component: cytosol. Gene Ontology annotation, biological process: cholesterol metabolic process; triglyceride catabolic process.
ACAGAGGGGGGAGGUAAUAAUUCGUGUUUGAGGAAGAUGGCGUCUGCGAAGAAAGCUGGGAGCGCUGUUCUUGAAAAAGCAGUAAAUAGAAGACGCUCGUCAAAACACAAAGAAGGUCCAAUAGUGAUGGACACCAAGGCAGUAUUCACUGCCUUGUAUGAUGUGUGUGAAGAAAAUGCCAACUUCUUCUCUGGGGCCACAAAGGGCCAAGCCGGGGACGCAGCCCAGCGCCUUGUGGAUGCCAUGACCACCAUCCAGGAGCAUGCCCGGAGCCUGGAGCCUGUCAUCUCUGGAUUCGCUGCCAUCUACCACCAUUUUGACUUUGAUCCUCAUAUUCCCGCCAAUGGAUAUCGCUCCCUUGUUAAGGUGGUGCGCUGUUGCCUCCUCCACAUCAUCCACAAAGGGCGCUAUAUCACAUCCAACAGGCGAAGCAUCUUUUUCCGUGCAAGCCAUAAUGCAGCAGAGAUGGAGGCGUACUGUAGCGCUCUGUGUCAGCUCAGGGCGCUGCUCUAUCUGGCUCAGAGACUGCUUCAUGACAACAGCCACGGCAACCUUUUCUUCCAGGAGGAAAGUGGCCUCAGUCAGAGCUUCCUGAGAGAAUACGCCUCCAUGCACAAGGGAUGCUUCUAUGGCCGCUGUGUUGGAUUUCAGUUUACUCCUGCAAUCCGUCCAUGCCUGCAGUCAAUUGCUAUUAGUCUGGUUGCCUUCGGAGACAACUACAAGAAGCAUCAGUCAGGGAUAGUGGAGGCAGGAGAUAUUGCUCCAUAUGGUGUAGCAGCAAGUUCUUUCCUGACCUCUGGGAAGUAUGCCAUUGACCCUGAACUGAGAGGUCAGGAGUAUGAACGCAUCACUCAGAACCUGGAUGUUCAUUUUUGGAAGACAUUCUGGAACGUAACGGAGACUGAAUUUCUAUCAAGUCUGGUGUCUAUGACAGCCACACAAGUGAAGGUGAAUCGAGCUCUUUCUGUUCCCCCCCUGCCCUUUGACCUGCCAUUGGUGACAGAUCCCACCCACAUGGUGACUGUGUCUCCUCCUGCAGCUCAUAUUGGCCCGGGGCCUGUGCAUAUGAGAUUGAUCUCAUAUGAGCUGAGAGAAGGACAGGACAGUGAGAAAUUACUAGCACUGUGUCGCUCAGAGGGGGGCCCGAUAUCUCUUUCUUUGGGCCUGAAGACGAAGCGCAGUCCUCCUUCCCCAUGGCUGGUGUUGCACUUCCACGGAGGAGGCUUUGUGGCACAGACUUCCAAAUCACACGAGCCAUAUCUGAGGAGCUGGUCCCAAGACCUGAAUGCCCCCGUCCUUUCGGUGGACUAUUCUCUGGCCCCCGAGGCCCCGUUUCCUCGGGCUUUGGAGGAAUGUUUCUAUGCCUACUGCUGGGCCAUCAAGAACCACAACCUGCUAGGUUGGACCGGUGAGCGUGUGUGUUUGGCCGGUGACAGCGCAGGAGGAAACCUGUGUGUGACCGUGUCGAUGCGGGCCGCUGCUCACGGUGUGCGCAUGCCGGAUGGCAUCGUCGCCGCAUACCCCGCCACCCUGCUCACCGUGUACGCUUCGCCAUCCCGCCUGCUCUCCCUUAUGGACCCUCUGUUGCCCCUCAGUGUGCUCGCACGCUGCCUCAGCGCUUACGCAGGCACAGAUCCACAGGUGGAGAAGCAGGUGGAGAAGGUGAGCACUUUCAGCAUGGUGAGGAGAGAUACUGCUCUGCUGCUCCGAGACUUCAAACAGGGGGCUUCCAACUGGAUCCAUGCACUGCUGGACAGAGGGAGUGCAGACUCUGUAAGAAAGAGCGUUUCAGAAGUGUCUCUGACCUCUCCUCAUGCAGACCCUCCGGUGUCUGGCAAGGCGUCUGAAUACUCCCUUGAGAAAGGGUCUCUGAAGAGCCAGACGUGCCAGGACUUGGGCACGCACACUAACAGCGGUGCCAGCAACGUACAGAAAAAUGCCAGCCAGACUGCCAACCACCUUAGCACCACCACAGUCAAACACAACUCCAUCCUUGACAUCACACUGACACCCGAGAGCAAGCCCGAGGAUGUGAGUUUCUUCCUCUGCAAAGAUGUAGAUCCCUCAGUAUCAGAAUCCUUUUCAUCUGUGGCCAUUCCGCCCCCUGUUGGUGAGGAGGACUCUGAGAAACCCCGGGAGUUUCCAGAGGGCUUUGAGCCUCUGCGGUCAGAGCAAUUAGCAGAGAUGAACAUGCAGAGUUCUCCCAUUGUCAGAAACCCCUACAUGUCCCCCCUUCUGGCUCCAGACAGCAUGCUAAGGGGACUACCUCCCAUACACAUAGUGGCCUGUCAUCUGGACCCCAUGCUGGACGACUCUGUGAUGUUUGCCAAAAGGCUGCGAAAUGUCGGUCAGCCAGUGACCCUAUGUGUCGUGGAUGACCUUCCUCAUGGCUUCCUUAGUCUGUCACAGCUCUCGAGGGAGACUCGGGAAGCUGCUAACGUAUGCAUGGAGCGAAUCAGGGAUGUCUUCACCAUGAAAGACCCUCCCCCAGAGCUGCGCAAGCACCGCAAACUGGAACGGACCAACCAGAAGCCUGCUACCAAAAGAGACCACACUCCGCUUUUGAAAGAGGCCGUGCAGAAGGAGGAGGGGUUAUUUGUUAUAGGAGGGGCUCCUGUUGUGAAUGAGGAGGGGCUUGCUGAUUUUUACCCUCCCACUAAAUCUGAAGCUGAAAAGAUUCCAGCUUAGAUUUGGGCCUGGUUCCGUUCUGAAUGAUACCAAAAGAGAUACAUAUGGGUUGGAGUAAGGUCAUAUUAUUUGAAUAACGCCGUUAUUAUAGUGGAUAAGAGUCUAGAGAGACAAAUAAA